GGUAUACUGUAGUUGGAUCUGUAGGGAAGUCGCCUGUGUCUACUUGUAGCAGAUGAACGAUAUCUCAUCACCGCGACAAACUUUUGAUCUUUUGUCUCCUUGAAUGGUGAUGCACCUAUUACAUUCGCCCCUCAGGCAAGAUGGUUUGGUUUAUGGAAGGAAUGUGCUUAUUACCUAUUUUCCUGGUCAUUUGGUCAUCGAGCACAUUCAUUGUUUCUUAUAUUAUCGCACUGUUACGACGAGACGUUGAUGUUGUCCUUCCUUAUAUAAGCGAUACAGGGGCCACUCCUCCUGAGAGCUGUGUGUUUGGAUUCAUGUCGACAAUCACUGCCUUUGCAGCAUUUUCCACCAUGUAUGCUGAAUAUAAGUUUGUAGAAAGAGUACAUGAGAGAACAGGUAGCGUGCCCCCCUGUCUGAACAAAGUUUCUUUUGGUUUUGGCGUCAUCUCAUGUGUCGGCAUGUGUUUUGUGGCUACAUUUCAGGAGACAACAGUGAUGGCCGUCCAUGAUUUCGGGGCUUUACUAUUCUUCAUUUCUGGGGCUAUAUACACUGUCCUUCAGAGCAUGAUAUCAUACCGUGCUCAUCCUUAUGGAUCUUCAAAGUGCAUGUGUCAUUUCCGCACAUUCUUUGCUGUACUGGCCUUCCUGGCAGUAUUUCCCACCAUUUUCUGCGCAGUUUCUGUCGGAACAAGCAAACUUCAUUGGAGCAGCGAUGAUAAGGAUUACACACUUCAUAUUGUUAGUGUUGCGUGUGAAUGGAUCACUGCCUUCAGUUUCAUUUUCUUCUUCUUAACAUACAUCCAAGAGUUCAAGCAAUUCACUCUGAAGCCGACCGUCAAUUUAACAGAGUAUUCGUGACCAACACCAUACUGUGUUAUAGAAUGAAAUAUGGUGCAUUUUUAAAGGGGCAACUCACCCCAAAAUAUAAAUUCUCUCAUCAUUUACUCACCCUCAUUUAAUCCCAGAGGUGUAUGACUUUCUUUCUUCUGCAGAACAAAGAUUUUUAGAAGAAUGUUUCAGCUUUGUAGGUUCCUUGAAUGCAAUUGUGACCAGAACUUUAAAGGUCCAAAAAGCACAUAAAGGCAGCAUAAAACAAAUCCCAAAAAGACUCCAGUGGUUUAAUCCAUGUCUUCAGAAGUUAUAUGAUAGGUGCAGGUGAGAAACAGAUAAUUAUUUAAGUAAUAUUUUACUAUAAAAACCUCCCUGCCCAGUAGGUGGCGAUUUAAUAUUGAUCUGUUUCUUACCACAUGGGUCAUAUCGCUUCUGAAGAUAUGGAUUAAACCACUGGAGUCAUAUGGAUUUGUUUUAAGAUGCCUUCAUGUGCUUCAAAGUUCUGGUCAUCAUUCACUUGCAUUGUAUGGACCAAGAGAGCUGAGAUAUUCCUCUAAAGAUAUUUGUUUGUGUUCAAAAGAAGAAAGUCAUGCACAUCUGGUAUGGCGGGUGAGUAAAUGAUGAGAGAAUUUUCAUUUUUGGUUACUUUCUCUUUAACAGAAUUAUAGCUUUUUUUUUACAACUUACAACCUUUUCAAACUUUGAAAGUCCUGACAAUGUACUGUCUAAUUUGCAUUGUAUAUUUUUGUAGCUUGAACUUUAAUCAAUUUAUUUUUUGAUUAAAUCUUGUUUUUGUAAAGAUGCACAAAACAUGUACUUGAAAUAUAAUACACGCUAACCAUUGAGGCCAAGAAAUUUAUAAAGCUGCUUGAUUAUUAUAUUCAUUCAAUAAGUAUUUAAUAAUCGAUCAAGACAUUGAAAUGUCUCACAUAUACUGUAAGUUUGCAUAUAUUACUGUACUACAGUGUAAACCAAUCUGUGCUCCUGUUUUAGUUUUUAUGUUGUGCAAUGUUGAUGAUUUUUGUUUAACCGUGUAAAUAUUCCAAAAAUAUAAUGCAGCUGAGAGUGAACCACAGGAGUGUUUUACCCUCCCACUUUAAUCAAUGCAAUGGGAAUGUAUGUCAGUUGCUUGCAGUGUGCUCUUACAGAAUGUGUGUCUGAGUUUGUGUAAUAAAAGCACAUGAAGAUGAUGUCAUAACUGAACAACCUAGAGCAGAGUUUCCUAACCUUUUUUCUGCCAAGGCACAAUUUUUAUGACAAUAAAAUUCUACAGCACACCACUAUCCCACACAGGCUAACCAUCGUCAAUAUUUUUCAUUUUUAAGAACUUGUCCAUGUUUUCUGUCCGUCUUACUAGCAUGUUUAGUUGUAAUGUUUGAAAUUCAGCUAUGCAAAAAAAGAAAAAAACAAGUCACAUAGGCAGGCUAUGCUGUGUGAGGUCACAGAUGGCAAGAGCGCUAAAUGGGUAGUGAAAAAACAACAAAUUUGCUUCUUUUUUAAUUUGUAGAUUUGUUCUUGCAAUAUCACAACAAAUUACAGGGAUGCAAACUCAUGAGGGGCGAAAAGGUUAAGACAAUCACUGGUCCAUGAACAUUUUUUCUGGGGAUAUUUUUUUAAGAAUAAGCUAAAAGCACCAAUUCCAGCUAUUUUACUGAUUCAAGUUUAUUCAAGUUUACAAUUGUGCAGAAUUCG
Molecule: messenger RNA, 2522 nt
Organism: Xyrauchen texanus (razorback sucker)
Lineage: Eukaryota; Metazoa; Chordata; Actinopteri; Cypriniformes; Catostomidae
Gene: dram1
Product: DNA-damage regulated autophagy modulator 1
Exons: 7
Coding region: 141-857 (238 amino acids)
Biological process (GO): regulation of autophagy
Cellular component (GO): lysosome
Source: RefSeq, a predicted model, not a curated record